AGGUACAUACAGAGUACUUGAUAUUUCUGUAAACUGAAGUAAUGAGCUGUUCAUUUGGUAUUCGCUGUUAACGCGUUUCACAAAUUCCGAUGCCAUUCAGUUGAAUGAAGAUGGCUUAUUCCAACCGAUACCCUACGCAGCUGUCCAAAAAAAGAAUUGUGUAGUGACCGCGGAAUAAUAUUAUAGAGAACGCUAAAGAGUGAUGCGUCUAGUAUCUAGAUUUAGUAAAAACUAAACGGUCUCACUUGGCCACUGAUACGCAUUUGACUAACUGCGCGUCAAAUUACGGAUUAAAUGCUCAUCACACAAUUUCUGUAAAUGCUGUAAAAUACUGCAUCAGAUUCAGCUGUCCAUAAGAAUUACCGCAUUACUGCAAACGGGACAGUAAAUUUUAAUUCUGAACACUGAAUAGUUUGGAAUAAUAAGUUUAUUUUGGAACUUGCACAAACAGAUUACUAGAAGAUAAAUCGGAUCAUUGUGCUCUGUGCGUUUAUGGAGCUCAUGGAACUUGUGAUAACUGCUUCCAGAUGGUGGUUAUGGUGGAAGAAGUGGACGUAUCGGGAACGCUCCCUUUGCUGUUUGUUAAGCGUAGCCGUCGCGCUGUUAUGUGCGCUACUCAUUACCCUUAUCGUGUUAUUUUCAAGAGAUAGUAAUUCCAGAUGGAAUGGCGAUAUGCUGAGCAGUAUUCGUUUUCACAAAGGCCCAUCGGAUGAUGCGGCUGUUGUGCACUUGGGCAGUGGCUCCGAAAGGUUAUGCAUUUCUGAAGCCUGUACGAAAGCAGCUAACGGAAUAUUGGAAGCUAUGGAUCAAGAGGUUGAUCCUUGUGAAGAUUUUUACACUUAUGCCUGCGGAGGCUGGCUGAAGAAGAAUGUGAUACCGGAAGAUAAAAGCCGGUAUAGCGUCUUCAGUCAAGUGAAAGAGGAACUGGAACUCACGCUGAAAAGGAUAAUGGAAUUGCCAGUCCGGUCGGAGGAGUGGAAACCCGUCGCACAGUCCAAGAAGAUGUACAGAGCCUGCAUGAACGAAACGGCCAUUGAAGACCGUGGAGGUCAGCCUGUGAUUGAUUUGCUGAAGAAGUAUGUGGACUUCCCUGUGCUGGAGCAUCCAGUCGGCAGUCAGACGGCCCGGAAUUUUGAGAAGACCUUUAACUGGGUGGACACCGUCGGCAAGCUGCGACGUGAUGGCGGCAUUUACUUGAUCAACAUGGGAGUGUGGGCAGAUAGCCGCAAUACGACAAGACAAAUCAUCUACAUAGAUCAGCCAGGCGUUGGUAUGCCGAGCACAGAAUAUAUGUUGCGUGGAGAAGACGAUAGAUAUGUGAAAGCGUACUACACUUUCAUGGUGGAAACAGCCGUCCUCUUGGGCGCCGACCGAUCGGUGGCGGAGAGGGAUUUUUCAGAUGUGCUACAUUUCGAAAUCGCCAUUGCGCAGACGAAAACCCCGAGGGAACAGCGCCGCGAUGCUACCCGCCAGUACAACAAGAUGAGCCUGCACGCGCUACAGAACCGCACCGAUCCCGGUUUGGAUUGGCUGCGCUACUUCAACCUGUCCAUGCCCGACGACGUGGAGCCGUCGGUGACCUGGGAGGAGUUAGUGAUCGUCAACGAAUUGGACUACUUUAACAAAUUCCUGAAGCUGAUGCACAACACCACCCAGCGCACCGUGGCCAAUUAUAUUGCUUGGCGCGUGGUGCAGUCGGUGGUGUGGGAUAUGGACAGCCGCUUCCGGGAGGUGUACAACAAGUACCGCAACGUCUUGUAUGGAACAUCCAUGGAGAAGGCACGCUGGCGGUCGUGUGUGGGCGUGGCUACUGGGUAUUUUGAUAUGGCGGUGGGUAAACUGUACGUUGAGGACAGCUUAAAGAAUGGCAGCCGAACGGAGGCUGAAGCGAUGAUUGAUGAUAUUUCUGAAGCGUUUAAUGAACUGCUCGAUGAAGUGGAGUGGAUGGAUGUGGAGGCGAAGGCGGUGGCGAGAAAGAAAGCGCAAGCGAUUAAUCGCAAGAUUGCUUAUCCUGAUAUGAUCCACAAUCAGACGGCCCUGGAAGAUCAUUUCAAGGAAAUGAUAGCUUCGGAAUACGACCACUUCGAGAACGUCCACCUGAACAGUCGGGCGUGGGCACAAAAGUCCCUGCGCGAAUUACGGAUACCAUUUGAUAAGAACAAAUGGGCGGCAACACCGGCGGAAGUGAAUGCCUUUUACUCAAUUGAUUACAACAGCAUAACAUUCCCUGCCGGCAUCCUUCAGCCACCGUUUUUUGAUAAAGACAGGCCGAAAUCCAUUAACUACGGAGCCAUCGGAAUGGUAAUCGGCCAUGAAAUCACCCACGGCUUCGAUGAUCAGGGCCGGCAAAAGGAUAAAGACGGCAAUCUGCGUGACUGGUGGCCGGCCAGCACGGUGCAGCGCUUCAAGAACAAAGCCAGCUGCAUUAUUAAGCAAUACGAAGAGUUCUACGUUCCCGAAGUCAACAUGACCCUCAACGGCGUAAAUACGCAGGGGGAGAAUAUUGCGGACAAUGGCGGCUUAAAACAGGCGUAUCGAGCCUACCGCAAGUGGAAGGAGCGCACACUCCCAGCGGGCGGCAGCGAACCGCGUCUCCCGGGUCUGGCACAUGUCAGCCAUGAGAAACUGCUGUUUCUAUCGUAUGCGCAUAUUUGGUGUGGAUUAUCGCGUCCGGAUGCUUAUGCGAACGAUAUUCUGUCGGGUGUGCACAGUCCCGACAAAUACCGGGUCACUGGACCAUUACGAAAUCUGAAAGAAUUCUCUGAAGCUUUUCACUGCCCUGAGAAAUCGCCGAUGAACCCGCCGGCUGAGGAGAAAUGCCAAGUGUGGUGAUCGAAAACUGAAGAGUAGACUAUGGAUCCCUUGGGGACGUGAAAUGUACUGCCAGAAUGUUGCCUUACACCUUCAUUUUUUCUAUACUCACGAAACACUGUUUAGCACUAUAUAAAGCCAUUUGCAGUACCCGCGGCAACUGGACUUAUUUUAAGUAACUGCAAUAGCAAAUUUUGUCAAGGUCUUUGCAACAUUAAGUUUUUUAACCAAGUGUAUACUUUAUCCCUUACAUUGCAUGUUAGAUGGUUUUACGUUCUCUUCGUUUGUUAAUGAUGAAAUUUCCUUGUUUUCACCAUAGAUUGUUUUUGUCAUUUUUAUUGCUUCAGUAAAAAUUAAAACGGCGU
Messenger RNA from Paramacrobiotus metropolitanus, 3176 nucleotides. RefSeq names its product membrane metallo-endopeptidase-like 1. Gene Ontology annotation, molecular function: metalloendopeptidase activity. The transcript has 18 exons. The coding region runs from base 493 to 2832 and encodes 779 amino acids. Gene Ontology annotation, biological process: protein processing. Gene Ontology annotation, cellular component: plasma membrane. Lineage: Eukaryota; Metazoa; Tardigrada; Eutardigrada; Parachela; Macrobiotidae. The record is from RefSeq and is a predicted model, not a curated record.